Molecule: messenger RNA, 1008 nt
Organism: Beta vulgaris subsp. vulgaris (sugar beet)
Lineage: Eukaryota; Viridiplantae; Streptophyta; Magnoliopsida; Caryophyllales; Amaranthaceae
Product: WAT1-related protein At3g18200-like
Exons: 4
Coding region: 1-696 (231 amino acids)
Cellular component (GO): plasma membrane
Molecular function (GO): transmembrane transporter activity
Source: RefSeq, a predicted model, not a curated record
AUGUCCGAAUCUCGCUACCCGAACCAAAUCUCUGUUUCCAAACCUGCAAAAGAAGGGACCCACCCUGGAGAUUUUGGUGGUGGUUCCCCUCUGAAGCUUAAGUUAGAUAUCAAGAGUGUUAAAGAAAAACUAGAACAAGUGAACAUAUUGAGUAGACAUGGGCUAGCAAAAGUUUUGGGAACCAUUGCGAGCGUUGGAGGGGCAACCAUUAUUACUUUGUACAAAGGCAUUCCAUUACUACAACUUAAAGAGCAGCCUAAACAAGUUAAUUUGAUGGCGGAAAAUGAAGAAGUAAAGUUUGGUAUAUUUGCAAAUACAACGCAGAACUUCACUUGGGGGUUGCAUAUUCCUACUCGGGCAUUGCUGCUCCUGGGCUGGUUGGAUGGUCUAUCAGCAUCAGUGCUGAAGAAGUACCCAACAAAACUGUCCCUUACUUCUUACACAUGCUUCUUCGGAUUAGUUCAAUUCCUAGCUAUUGCAGCUUUCACAGAGACAGAUUAUGAGCACUGGAAAAUCGCUUCAUUAGAGGAAGUUUAUACCAUUUUGUAUGUGGGCAUCGUAGCAUCUGGAUUAGUGAUUUCCCUUCAAACAUGGUGCAUUGCUAAAGGAGAUCCAAUAUUUUUAUUUUUUUCUUUUGUUUGGGGUCCAAAAGGGCUUCGGUUUAGGCUAAAAACCGCAGCCCUUCCACAUUGGUAGGGCUGCGGUUUUGAGCCUAAACCGCAACCCUUCAUUGUGAAGGGCUGCGGUCAUAAACCGCAUCCCUUCUUUUCUAUUGAAGGGCUGCUAUGGAAAGGGCUGCUAGCCAAAAACGCAGCCCUUAGGGCUGUUUUGACCGCAACCCUUCCUUAUUUUUCCACUAGUGUUUAUUGCUGGUCCUAAGACGAUUAAAUGGCCUUUUGCUUGAGGAAGCUACCUCAAUUUCAAAAAAGCAAAGACGCACACUUUUUAUUGUUUUACCGGUCAUCUUCAACCGGUUUAGAAAUGAUCGGUCACUUCCGGUAUAAAAGG